Messenger RNA from Caenorhabditis sp. 36 PRJEB53466, 617 nucleotides. The record is from the annotation of a GenBank genome assembly. Lineage: Eukaryota; Metazoa; Nematoda; Chromadorea; Rhabditida; Rhabditidae.
AUGGAACCAAUCAAUAUGAAGACCCUCUUGGAAUUCUGGACAAGUAAGUUCUAAUCUCGAAAUUUCAAUUUUUAUCAACACUACUUUCAGGACCAGAAAACUACAAUUACGUGCCGCUCAGAGUGUCAUUAGAGCUGCUCAAAAGGAACAGAAGCAACAUCCGACAAUUCAUGUACCACGCCCAAAAGGAGUCAAACGUCGGGAAGGACUUCGAAGACAUGUGCGAGGAGGCGACCCGACUGAAGUACUCGCACUGGCUGCACAGGAAGAACCCCCUCCACUGCUGGUUCUAUUUACUGGAACAGUGCGUUUACGAAGACGAGUCGUCGGAAGCCCAACGCCACGAGGAGGCUCAUCAAAUGAGACUGAAGAUGUGCAGAGAUUAUGCGCAGAAGAUCAUGUCGAUUGGAGACGCGAAUGUGAUUCUCCGUCAGAAAAAGAAGAGAGCUGUGAUGAGAAAGGACCCGAAGAGAGGAUUGGAAUUGGAGGACCACCCGACGUGGGCGGAGUAUCUGGCUCGAAAGCGCUCAAAGGGGAACAAAGGAGUGACGGCUGUUGCCAACAAGAAGAAGGCAUUCGGACGGGAUGUGACCGCCGUUCACUGCAACAAAACUUGA